UGCAUAUUUUAACAGCAAUUCAGCACUGGCUGUAUUUGUUGAAGCAUUAACUAGGUUACAGGACUGAGUGAAGGUGGUGUAGGCUGAGGUGGGGGCAGCAUCUCUGCCAUUCUAGCUUUAUUUUCUUUUUGUCACGGAAGGGGAAGUCCUUGGUAUCACAUUGGCCAAACUGGUCCUUACAGCUGAGGGAGGGGCUUUGUGGAGAGAUUGAAGGGCAUUAGAUAAGGCCAUUAGUUUCCUGUGGAUUAUGGUAAUCCAGUCCCUGUGCCACAGACUGCACCAUAGUCCCUGCAUUCUAACACAGAGUGAAGAUGGAGAUCAGUUUGCGGCGUGUUCUGCUGUCCACACUGCUCCUUUCUACAGUGCUAUUCACCGCACGUGCACAGGAGUGGGUGAAAAGCAGAGGGUGGUCGUGCUCCUUGGCCCCUCUCAUCCUGUGCUGUGUGUGUACAUCCCAGGAGGACCCGGAGGAGCUGGAGGUCGUUGAGUCAUGGACAGGGAAAGCCUGCAAAUGCGACUGUCAGGGGGAGUCCACCACAGAGUCCACCGCCAUCCUUCCUCCCACCUCCACCCCUCCUCUCCCCAGCCUGCUGGACUGCAUGCCAGAGUGCCCCUAUCACAAACCACUUGGGUUUGAGGCUGGAUCUGUCUCAGCUGAUCAGAUCAGCUGCUCCAAUGAGGACCAGUACACAGGCUGGUACUCCUCCUGGACGUCCAGUAAGGCUCGACUCAACAACCAGGGCUUCGGGUGUGCAUGGCUGUCCAAGUUCCAGGACACCAGCCAGUGGAUUCAGAUUGACCUGAAGGAGGUUAGGGUGGUCUCAGGCAUCCUGACCCAGGGUCGCUGUGACGCGGAUGAGUGGGUCACCAAGUACAGCGUGCAGUACCGCACAUACGAGCACCUCAACUGGAUCUACUACAAGGACCAGACCGGGAACAACAGAGUGUUUUAUGGGAACUCGGACCGCUCAUCGUCAGUACAGAACCUGCUCCGCCCCCCCAUCGUGGCCCGCUACGUCCGGCUGCUGCCUCUGGGCUGGCACACACGUAUCGCCGUUCGCAUGGAGCUGCUGCUCUGCAUGAACAAGUGCACCUGAGCGCCCGCUCCCUGCCCCGCCCUGCUCCCCGCCUCACCCUGC
Messenger RNA from Anguilla anguilla (European eel), 1139 nucleotides. It is a transcript of the gene rs1a, whose product is annotated as retinoschisin 1a. NCBI's taxonomy places the organism in Eukaryota, Metazoa, Chordata, Actinopteri, Anguilliformes, Anguillidae. The coding region runs from base 312 to 1097 and encodes 261 amino acids. The transcript has 6 exons. The record is from RefSeq and is a predicted model, not a curated record.